UGCUGCUUCUGGCUUCGUGCUGGAGGUGACGUUGUGGCCGCCCACCCGCCGGCCAUUGGGGCCGCCCCCCUUCUUCCCCUCGUCCUUCCCCUGGCCCUUCCUUCCCCUCAGGAUAAGACAGGCAUGUCUCAAUCCUCAAAUAAAGGACUGAUUUUCGGCAUCAUGAUCGGAACUGCCGGAGUCAGUUUGGCCCUGGUGUGGUACCGCAAGAUCCGGAAGUCUUUGGCGGUGAUUCGCCUGCCCGGAUUUUGGGCCCUGAACGACGCGUUUCCUUCAGCCGAGGAACUCCACGGCGAGCGAGGUACGGUCACGGCGUUACAGGGAAGGCAGCUGCAAAUUCUGGAGAAGCUGAACAGUUUAGUGGCGAGCUUGGAAGAACUCAAGGAGGAGGUGAGGUGCCUCAAGGAAGCCAUUCCAAAGCUGGAGGAACAUGUCCGGGGUGAGCUGAGGGGAAAGGCGGGAGUCUCCAGGGAGAGUCCGCAUCGCAGAAAGAGAAGAUCGGAGCCAAUUCUAAGCCAUAGUUCAGAAGAGACAGAAAGCGAAGGAGGCUGCUGCUUCCCAGACAAGACCCCCAUCCAAGACUCCUCUCAAGAUGGACUUUCCAGUAGCACCUGUCAAGAUGAAGCUCUCUCUGACUCCUCUCAAAGUUCCCACAGCAGUCAGUCUGAAAUCGAGGUGAGAAGUGACUCGAUUCACUUCUCCGAAGCUGGCCUCCGGCACGCUGGUCCAAGCGUAACCGGCCCCCUUUCUCCAUAUCCCAUUAAUCCUCGUUCUUCAUACGCAGUGAGCAACCUUUUCCUCAACAUACGCAGCCUCCAUUCCCUCAGCGCCCUUAGCCAGCUUUCUUCAAGCACGGUUAGCCGUCAGUCUACAAGCGCGAGUGGCCAGGAUUCCCAAAUCGGCCUCUUUCCCCAGCAAGCCGAUAUGAACCAAGCCCCUCAAGACGGACCGUCCCCGGAGCCUCUCGCCGACGACACUCCUUCCGAGUCCCUUCGACGUGAAAGCCAAGUCACUGCGGGGCCUCUUCAGGAUAGAGCUACCUCCGCCUCUCAUCCCAACCCCGAACUCCAAGACGUCUUUGAAGUCACCCCGACUUCUGACUCUUCCCUCAGCAGCUAUCUUACAGCCCCUGACUUGGAAUCUGACGAAGAAAAAGCUCCUGUGAACAAAAUUCAAACCGAAGAAUUGGAUGCCUUUCUCAGUAAAGUAGACUCCCUUCAGAGAAGUCGAGAAAUUAAUCGAAAGCAUAUUUUAAAGCUGUUGUGUGAGAAUGAAGAGACGUUCGGAGAAGAGGUUGAGUUCAUCUGGCGAUUGGCUCGAGGUUAUGGAGAGGUGAUUCAGAACUCUUUAGACACCGAAGAAAAGAAGAUUUUUGCAAAUAUCGGAAGGAACGUGUCUGAAAAAGCUCUCCACAUGGCUCCCACUAAUGGAUACUGUCAACUGUGGUAUGCUAUUCUGUGUGGCUACAUGUCCGAAUUGGAAGGACUCCAGAGCAAACUCCAUUACGCCUUUCUCUUCAAGGAACAUAUGAUGAAAGCCAUUGAACUUAUACCGGAGGAACCGCAAGUGCAUUAUCUAAGAGGGAGAUAUUGCUAUGACGUCGCUAAAUUGUCUUGGAUUGAAAGGAAAAUGGCAGCUACUAUCUUUGGGUCCCCACCGACUUCAACUAUAGAGGAAGCUUUGAGUAACUUCCUGAAGGCCGAAGAAAUAAAGCCAGGUUUUUCCAAGAUGAAUUAUGUCUUUCUGGCUAAGUGCUACAGAGAUCUCAGGCAGAGAGGCAGUGCUCUGAAAUACUGCGACUGUGCUUUAAUGCUUCCGACUUUGAACGUCGAGGAUAAACAGGCCCACCAGGACGUAGAAAAAGUGAUCUACUCUUUGAAGAAUAAGUAAACCAAGCACGAUUCCUUCCGAGCACCCAGCAGAUCCUUUGUAACUACGGCUGAGACUUCAAAACAGACGGUUUACCGGCAUUCUGCUCGGUGCCUCGGUUUGAUUCGGGGUAUCGUGUUUUCCCUCGGUGGGCCUGGGUGAUCCACCCUGGGGGUGAGAACCCUGUUAUUUCAAAACGCCUCUCCGCUGCUGGCAGUGGGGUAAAGCUAAUCCUGCACAAUAUUUAACGAAUCCAUCAACAAAUCCAACCUAAAGACUGGAGUUGAUCAGCAGUGCUUACUUUGUAGAGUCUGUGUCCUUUUUCUGUGAGCUAAUUAUCUUACCGUUACAUGUGUUUGUCAAGGUAUUCACUUUCUGAAAAUAUUUGGCUUAAAUGUAAUGAGCCAGAAAACCCCCAUUUAGCCUUGUCUUAAUUUUGUUUUUCGUGGCUCCAUGAGGAAGCAGUGUAUUAUUGAAAUACAUUCUAUUUAACGUGAACUCCUUCAAGUAAGAUACUGAUAUCAGUCAAUGAAUUAAAUUUUU
Messenger RNA from Tachyglossus aculeatus (Australian echidna), 2412 nucleotides. It is a transcript of the gene RMDN2, whose product is annotated as regulator of microtubule dynamics 2. The coding region runs from base 124 to 1890 and encodes 588 amino acids. The transcript is spliced from 12 exons. NCBI's taxonomy places the organism in Eukaryota, Metazoa, Chordata, Mammalia, Monotremata, Tachyglossidae. Gene Ontology annotation, cellular component: spindle microtubule; cytoplasm; mitotic spindle pole. Gene Ontology annotation, molecular function: microtubule binding. The record is from RefSeq and is a predicted model, not a curated record.